AGCCGGUCACUACUAUCCUCCAUAGCACUGUGAUACCACUGUGCACCGUGCCAGCGCUCGAGCUCCAGCGACACACAGCGCGCGCUCGGGAAUUUAGUUUCACUUGACGAAGCUCAACCUGAUUUUCUUGCUUUAAUUUCCUCCGGUCAUUUUUUUAAACUGAAGACCAGCGGAGGUUUUCUUUUUUUUUUUUACCAGCGGGACAAGCUCGGCGACACCGGGGCACAGACCGGGGAAAGAGCGAGGCUUCAAGCUUGGUACGACCCAGGACACUGAGUGGACAUUAUUCCUGCACGAGAGGACAGCACUUUGGAUUACUUUGACACACAGUUUGUGACUGGAACACACCACAAAUACAACUACAUGACUGUGUCUUCUGGUUCUCAGCAUGUGGCGUUUCUUUAGUAGAUAACACAACCCUUCCAUUGCUCUGAGCGGAUGCAUGCACUUCUGUGCGCUUUGUGCUGAUUUUAGCUACAUGAAAAGCAGUGACCUGUAGCAAAAUAGCAUUAUAAUUUUUUUUUGAAGGAAGCAUUUAUUUGAUUUUUAAAUAACCACAAGUUAUUUAACAUUGUCUCGGACCGAGCUCUGUGCCUUUUUGAACUCGUUAAACCCUGCGCAGCCAGGACCAGGAUGCAUCACAGCUGAAACCGCGAGUCCGGGACUUUGGUGUUGGAAUCAGAUCGGACGGACCUCCACCUCCGUCCUGGACCAGGACAGGAUCCGAUUCGCGACGAGUCCUGUCGGUGCGAUGUUGACUCUGCUCCCGGUGCUAUGCCUGCUCUCCGGAGCCUCCUGGGCAGCGACCCUGGGCGGGUUGGGAGACACCAUUCUUGGUCCGGAUAAGCUCCAUGAUGUGGCCAACUUCAGCACCUUCCUACUGGACGAGUCAACAGGUAUGCUGUUCCUGGGUGCCAGGGAUGCCAUACUGGCUGUGGACACCAAAAAGCUGAACCAACCACGAAAGAUUGUUUGGGAUGUGCCGGAGGAAAAGAGGAGGUCUUGUGUGGCAAAGGGAAAGACAGAGGUCGACUGCAACAACUACAUCCGUCUGCUGGAGUUCCUGGGCGACGGACGCAUCUACGUGUGUGGCACCUAUGCCUUCGACCCCCAGUGUGCCUUCCUGGAGCUCUCCUCCUUCACCCUGGAGAAAGCCGAGGAUGGAGGAGUGAAGAUGGAGACGGGGAAGGGCAAGUGUCCCUUUGAGCCCAGUCAGCACUACACAGCUGUUAUGGCAGCUGGUACCCUAUACACAGCAGCCACCAGUAACUUCCUGGGAACGCUUUUUGACAUCUCCCGGGCAACGGGCGCUGAGCAGGACCGCAUCCGAACCGAGCGAUCCAUCAACUGGCUGAGUGACCCAGAGUUUGUGAGCUCAGCCUUCAUAGAGCAGUCUGCAGACAGCAACCCGACAGGAGACGAUGACAAAAUCUACUUCUUCUUCACUGAGGUGGCCAAAGAGUAUGAUCUCUACACCAAAGUCAAAGUGCCCAGGGUGGCACGAGUCUGCAAGUCCGAUGUCGGAGGGAUGAAGACUCUGCAGCGGCGUUGGACCACCUUCCUCAAGGCCCAGCUGGUGUGUGAGGACAAGCCCAGCGGUCAGCGCUACAACGUCCUAACUGAUGUUUUCACCGCUCAACACACACCAGGCGACCCCAGCAGCACACACUUCUAUGGAGUAUUCACCUCCCAGUGGGAGCGUGAGGAGUUGUCAGCAGUGUGUGUUUUCAGUCUGUCUGACAUCAGCAAAGUGAUGGACGGUCCCUUUAAAGAGCUGAAGAAGACCUGCGAGAACUGGAUCAACCCAGAACCUGUCCCCACACCAAGGCCUGGCCAGUGUUUGAACAAUGCUUUGAAGGAUGAGGGGUUCAAGUCCUCUCUGACACUUCCCGACAAGGUGUUGACAUUUGUGAGGGACCACCCUCUGAUGGAGAACAGUGUUACUGCAGCGCCGCUGCUGGUCCGGGAGGGGAUCAGAUACACCAAGUUGGCCGUUACGCAGACAGGCAGCGGAGACCAGCGGAGGGGGGGCAGUGCUGCACCUUGGAACAGACCGUGGGGAGCUCCACCGGGUGGCAGUAGUGGACCAGAACGCCACCUUACUGCAGGAGAUUCCUCUGUUCCCCUCACAGGAGCCUGUCAACAAUAUAUUACUGCACCAGGGCUGGGCUCUGGUGGGCAGCCCUCUGUCUCUGGCUCGUGUCCAGGCUGAAGGCUGCGCUCUGUAUCCCAGCUGUGAGGUGUGUGCCAGA
This is a messenger RNA of Perca flavescens (yellow perch), 2252 nucleotides long. Its product is annotated as semaphorin-4F-like. NCBI's taxonomy places the organism in Eukaryota, Metazoa, Chordata, Actinopteri, Perciformes, Percidae. Gene Ontology annotation, molecular function: semaphorin receptor binding; chemorepellent activity. The record is from RefSeq and is a predicted model, not a curated record. The transcript has 12 exons. The coding region runs from base 752 to 2212 and encodes 486 amino acids. Gene Ontology annotation, biological process: negative chemotaxis; positive regulation of cell migration; axon guidance. Gene Ontology annotation, cellular component: plasma membrane.